AUGUUUAGAUCACAAGUAGCAGUUGUUUGGUUUCUCUUCUUUUUCCUGAUCUGCAAUGCGGAUAUCGUUGUAAACACACUAUCUGUCCGUGUUAAGGAGUGGAAUGAAAGAAUUGAAAAGGGUUCAGCAGGAGUAUCUCUAGGGUUUUUGGAUAGAUAUUGUGCAAAUGUUAUGGAUGUGGUGAAGGAAUUGGAACCAAAAUUGAGAUCUGCUACUCUGUCAUGUGAUAUCGAUCACUCACAAAGGCCAAAGGAUAUCCGUGUAGACAAUAUAAAGGUUGAACUGGCAGUGUUAUCGAGUGAAAUGGAAAAAGUAUUUUCAUCGAAAACCUGGUUCCCAUCGUUGAAGAAUACACUUGAAUCGGGUAAUGUGAAUGUGAAUAGCGCGUGGAUAAUUGAUAUCGUUUCAGUGAGUGAUUCCUAUCUGUUCCAAAAAACCUAUCCUACGAGAUCAGUAACUACUGAUAAGUGCCCUGAACUGAAGAUCAUUAUGUCGAAUAUAUAUACUGGAUUCGGUGAAACAAUGACGAACUGCUCCUUCGAUGUGCUGACAGGAGAUAUAAGCACGACGAUGGACUACCGAGAACUUAUGAAGAAAGGGUAUUGCUGUUCAGAGCAUAAUGUAUAUAGAAGAAUUUACUGGUCAAUUUACGAUUUACUAUAUAAGGGUGAAAGCGGUGAGAAUACGAUCGAACCACGCAACAUAACUCAACCCGAAAUAACGAUUAACAAGAAAAAUACUACUCUCGAUGGAAAAACGACCAUACAGAGAGAAAUAUCUCAACCUGGAACAACGACUGAUAAAGAAGAAACGUCUCUCGGUCACUGUAUCUAUGCUUCGUUUCCAUCUGGUAAGUUGUGAAAUAUGUCGCUCAAUGCAUAAACGUUACCAUGGAAUUCACAUGUUGUACAAUGAUCACAUGGGACUGAUGACAUUGCCCGUAAUCAUUUACCGUCAUGUAACAUUACUCACCAUUACUCCUGAUUAUUCUUAACUUUCAGUUUGUUAUGGCAAAUUAUUGUGGUGCCCUAUUGCACUGAAAUUAUCUACGUUAUAAGUGAAUCAUUCAUUACAACUUAUAUUACUGUGGAUUCCACAAAUAUGAUUCUCUGUGAUUGUUUAUCUAGAUUGCGUAAAUGUUAAGGAUACCUGUCAGUAUCUGUUGAACAUCGCUUUUCAAUUUCAAAGUGGAUGCAAGUGAAUACGUAAUGGAUGUCGUAUUCUUCCUUUCCUCCCUUGAUACUAGUAGCCCGAUCAAACCAUGAGUCUCCGUGAAAGUAUUGUGAGUGAGAAAAACAAUCGGAACACAGAACACGACCUAUUAGAUUUGUAUGAAACCGGAACAGCAUAAACAUAGCAAGCAGUAGAAAUACAUUAUCCAUGUGAUAAUGUCUACAUCGUGGAACUAGACCACCAACCACAAAUAAUUUAGCAUAACUUGUAGAAAUACAAGAAACCUUCGGAUCGGAGUCGGGUUCACUCUCAAGUCGAGGUAUACAGACUCUCUUAAUUCACAACGACAAGACCAUGUGGCGUCGGUUUUCAAUAUACAGAUGGGAUAACCUGUUUAGGACGUCAAUGAAAUAACUUUUCAAACAAAAUCUGUUAACAAUUUGCAAUGUUGGUGAUUUGCUCUCAAUAAACCAUCCACUUACUGUUGAUAUUCUCUGAAUAACCAAAAACAGACUGA
Schistosoma guineensis is the source of this 1690-nucleotide messenger RNA. NCBI's taxonomy places the organism in Eukaryota, Metazoa, Platyhelminthes, Trematoda, Strigeidida, Schistosomatidae. The record is from the annotation of a GenBank genome assembly.